Messenger RNA from Cetraspora pellucida, 813 nucleotides. The record is from the annotation of a GenBank genome assembly. Lineage: Eukaryota; Fungi; Glomeromycota; Glomeromycetes; Diversisporales; Gigasporaceae.
AUGUCAGAAGAAAAUUUUACAUUUCCUUGCGAUUCUAUUACAUUUACACCCCCUUUUCCACCACGUAUCGAUAUCUUGGAAAUUGUCCAAAAAAGGCUCGAAAAAAAUCCUGAAAAAAUUGGUUCAAAAGGUCCAAACUGCUGGCUUAUAUAUCGUGCAUAUUAUGUUUUCGAGUACAAUAAACUGACAAAUUCUAAAAAGUUGAGCAUGACUGAAUUAUCUCCACAUAUCGCCAAAGCCUGGAGCAAUGAAAGCGAUAAAGUAAAAAAAGAAUAUCAAAAUAUUGCCGCCAAAGUUGAGGAAGAACUGAUCAGGCAAAGGAAAGAAAAUCUUGUUUAUACUUCCCCUAAAAAGAGAUAUCCCUCUCCAACUAUAAAACCUGCGCUUACUACCGAUUCAGAAAUGCAAACAGCUUAUUCUGAACAAUCAAUACCAAAAAAGUUGGACAUUAUGAACUCUGAAAUUUCCAGCUGGACUUUGAACCAUCCCUAUUACGCAUCAGAAUCGCCCGACAACAAAAAUAAUAUAUUUGUUUCAGAACAUACAAUGACUACCGAUGCAAAUUUUCCUUUUCAUUCUGAUCCGACACCUCCCUAUCAUUAUCAACCCGUUACCAACAACUUAUUCUUUAUUCCUCAGUAUGAUAACUAUGGAUUUAACGUUAACCCGCUAUCAACACCAUCAAUAUUAUUACCUGCUGAGCCACCUUUAUAUUCAUCUUUUAAUCCUAUCCAAACAAUUUAUUGCGUAGAUGGUUUAUAUGAAGAUAACUAUGCGUUCUAUGACCCUUAUUCUCUUGGUUUUCCAGGAUAA